Rotaria sp. Silwood2 is the source of this 873-nucleotide messenger RNA. The record is from the annotation of a GenBank genome assembly. Lineage: Eukaryota; Metazoa; Rotifera; Eurotatoria; Philodinida; Philodinidae.
AUGUUCAACAUUGAUAACAUUAUUCAGUGUGCUACUUCCAUUUCUUCGCUAUCUUCGAGUAUAUCAUCAUCAACAUCAUUAUAUCAUCCUCAUUCUACUCGUCAGAAUCAAACAUCAUCAGAAUUUCAUAUACCAUCUUUUGCAUCACCAUUGUAUAAUACUCCAAUACCACCUCAACAGCAGUAUCAUCAUUCAUAUCCAUAUCAAUCUUAUUCACAAACAUUAUCACAAGAUGAAUGGGCUUUAAUAGUUUCAUUGAGAAUGGUGAACAAUCUAAGUGUAUCACCACCAUAUUCUGCAGUACAUCAACAAUCAGGUGAUGUAACAUCUCAUCAACCUUCUUCUUCUGAUCAAACUGGUCACCAGAUUCCACUAUCGACAUAUUAUGCAACAAAAGCUACAUCUAUUCAUCCAUACACACUGCCAACACCACAACACUUACUAUAUGCUCAACAGACUCAAUUUCCCACUACACAAACACAGCAACUGUUAGCAACAGCUGCUCCACAACCAUCAACAAUUUCAGCACACACAGAACCUGAACAAAUAUCUUUGUCUUCACAAAUAUCAUCAUCACGACAAAUGUCUUUACCUCCACAAAUACAAUCUGGUCACCAGAACCAUUCACCUAUGCUACAACUACAGUCACAUUCUCCUCCUGCUUCACCACUACCAGCUAUUAUUUCACCGGUACAACAACACCAACGAAAAGUUCCAGAUCAAAGUAUAUCAGCUUCUCCUCAACGACAUCAAUCAACUUAUCCACAAACACCAACAAUCUUUCACUACAACCCAACGAUAACAGGACCAACUGUUCAAUUACUUGAUCCAACAAAACCAUAUGAACUUGAAGAUACAAUUAAAAUUGGCUGA